CUUACCUUGGCAUUCGGGAUGGAUCGCGGAAAAGCGAGCAAGCAAAGAACAUUCACCUCUCAUCAUUGAAUCAUCGCGUACCGUCCACCAACCAUCACAAUGGCUGUCGGGCGAAGCGCAGCCUUCAAACUCGACUGGACGAAGCUUUCGUCCCAGCUCGGCCUCCGUGGCAACACUGCAAAUGCGCUUGUCGCCUUUAAGAAGCGCAACGAUGAUGCCCGUCGCAAGGUCCAGCAGCUGUCGGAGCUUCCCCAGACUGUGGAUUUUGCCUCGUACCGCUCCCAGCUCAAGAACACGGCCGUCGUGGACGAGAUCGAGAAACAAUUCAAGGCUUUUAAGCCAGCGACAUACGAUGUGAGCCGUCAAAUCAAGGCAAUCGAGGCAUUCGAGGCGCAGGCUGUUAAGAGUGCGGAGGAGACUAAGGCGGUGGUGGAUCAGGAGCUCAAGGAUUUGGAGAAGACUCUCAAGAACAUAGAGGAGGCUAGACCAUUUGAGGACUUGACUGUGGACGAGGUUGCUGCUGCGCGACCAGAUAUUGACCAGCGCACCGAGCAGCUUGUCUCGAGGCACCGCUGGCAUGGACCCCAGGGUUACAAGGAGAGAUUCGGCGACCUGUCUGUUCUGUAGAAGGUUGUCUGCAUGGUCUUCUUGGUCACCCCUUCCAAACGUCUUUCUAUUUGUGCAUAUAGUAUCCUCGCAAAUGUGCAACAAUUAGAAAUGUAAAAGAUCUUUACCUUCA
Messenger RNA from Verruconis gallopava, 739 nucleotides. RefSeq names its product ATP synthase subunit D, mitochondrial. Gene Ontology annotation, biological process: proton motive force-driven ATP synthesis. The coding region runs from base 100 to 627 and encodes 175 amino acids. NCBI's taxonomy places the organism in Eukaryota, Fungi, Ascomycota, Dothideomycetes, Venturiales, Sympoventuriaceae. The transcript has 4 exons. Gene Ontology annotation, molecular function: proton transmembrane transporter activity. The record is from RefSeq and is a predicted model, not a curated record.